Aphidius gifuensis is the source of this 1640-nucleotide messenger RNA. RefSeq names its product probable cytochrome P450 6a14. The coding region runs from base 1 to 1386 and encodes 461 amino acids. The record is from RefSeq and is a predicted model, not a curated record. The transcript has 5 exons. Gene Ontology annotation, molecular function: monooxygenase activity; heme binding; oxidoreductase activity, acting on paired donors, with incorporation or reduction of molecular oxygen. NCBI's taxonomy places the organism in Eukaryota, Metazoa, Arthropoda, Insecta, Hymenoptera, Braconidae.
AUGACUAAUGAGAUAAAAUUAAAUUAUUGGGAAAAUCUUAGUGUACCUGGUCCAAAACCAGUGCCAAUAUUUGGUAAUUUUACUAAAUUGUUUUUGAAAAAAUUAACAGCUGGUCAAGUGAUUCAAAAUAUAUAUACAAAAUGGAAACAUGAAGCAUUUGUUGGAGUUUACAAAGGUCACAGCCCUCAGUUAAUAAUCAAUGAUCUUGAUUUAAUAAAAACAAUAUUAAUCAAAGAUUUUGAUACAUUCAAUGGACGUGGUAUUGUGGUGAAUGAAAUGACUGAUCCUCUAACAGCACAUUUAUUUAAUAUUGAUGGACCAAGAUGGAAAUUCAUACGUGCUAAACUAACACCAUUAUUUACAGCUGGAAAAUUAAAACACAUGAUUGAAUUGAUGGUAGAAUGUGCUGAUCAUUUUGAAAUAUAUUUAUCAAAUCAAUUGAAAAAAUCAAAUGUCAUUGAUUGUCGAGAAGUUGCUGCGAAAUUUACAACUGAUGUCAUAGGUUCUUGUGCAUUUGGAAUAAAUAUGAAUGCAUUGUCAAAUGAUGAAAGUGAAUUUCGUAAAGUUGGUAGAAAAGUAUUGGAAUCAAAUUUUAAUAGGAUGGCAAAACUUUUAUUAAGAGAAAUUUCACCGUGGUUAUUUACAUCUUUAAAAAUAAUUGAUGUUAGAAAAAAUAAUAAUAUUGUUAGAAAUGAUUUAAUUGAUUUAUUUAUUAAUAUUAAGAAAACAGAGAAUAAUAAUGAAAUUCAAUUUACUGAUAGUCUAAUGACGGCUCAGGCAUUUGUAUUUUUUGUUGGAGGUUUUGAGACUAGUAGUCUUUCAAUUUCAAUGUCACUUUAUGAACUUGCUAUUGAGCCAAAGGUUCAGGAAAAAUUAAGAAGUGAAAUUAUUGAAACAUUGAAAAAUAAUGAUGGAAAAUUAAGUUAUGAUACUAUUAACAGUAUGAAAUAUCUCGACAUGGUAAUGCAAGAAACCCUGAGAAAAAAUCCACCAAUUUUAACGCUCAUUAGGAGAGCUUGUAGAUCAUAUAAAAUACCGGAAACAAAUACGACAAUUGAAAAAGGAACGAACGUUAAUAUACCAGUUUAUGCUAUUCAUCAUGAUCCAAGCUAUUAUCCAAGUCCAGAAAAAUUUGAUCCUGAACGUUUUACUGAUAGUGCCAAGGCCCAGAGACAUCCUAUGACACUUUUAGCUUUUGGGGAUGGUCCUAAAAAUUGCAUAGGACUUCGGUUUGCUCAUUAUCAAGUUAAACUGGGUAUUAUUAAAGUUUUAAAAAAUUAUAGAGUCAAACCAUCAAAGUCAACAGUGGUACCAUAUGAAAUUGAUAAAGGCUCAUUUUUUUUAUCUCCAAAAAAUGGUAUUCAUCUUGUCUUUGAACCAAUUUAAUCUAAGAAUAAAAUAAUAUUACUAGUACAUUAUAAAAUGUAACUAAAUAAACAAAUAUAAAUAUAAAUUUUUCAUAUAUGUUUUAAUAGUUAUUUUAUUUAUCUCUUUUUUUUCAAAUUUUAAAUUAUAUACAUAUAUAUUUAUUGAUAAAUGUUGUUAUUAGAUAUUAGGCUUAUUUAUUUAUAAGUGUCUAUUUGUAACUCUUUUUCUCUUUUAAAUAUAGUGAAACAAAAAUAAAGUUGGUGUUGAAAACA